CUAGUGCCCCCUUUCCUCCAUUAGCUUUUGGUAACUCUUUAAUUCUCCCGCUCUUCGACACAGUUCUUCGCACUCAAGUCUCCUUCUUCGAACUCGCAAACUCUCAGUCUCUAAAAUGGCUGACGAAAAUUUUGAGCAACCUGAGAUGGGUAACUUGCAUGACACAGAAAACGUGGAUAAUAGGGACGGUGCUCAAUUCAACAAUAAUUUGAAUGGCACAGAUAAUGGCCAUGGCUCUGAUCAUGUACACGAUGCUGAUCACGUGCACGACGCAGAUCACGUGCACGACACAGUUCACGUGCACGACGCAGAUCAUGUGCACACCACAGAUAACGUGAACCAUGCAGAUCAUGUGCAAGACGCUGGUAAUGUCCAUGGUACAGAGGACGUGCAUAACAUGGAUGAUAUUCAUGAUUCAGAUGCUAUUCAUGGUGUGGAUAAUGCACCUGAGGAGACUCAUCCUUCUGAAGAGGUACAAGUUGCUCGAAUUGAUUCAGGAGCCAGCGAAGAAAAACGAUGGCCUGGCUGGCCAGGAGAAAAUGUUUACAGGAUGUUAGUUCCUUCUCAGAAGGUUGGUGGUAUCAUUGGCCGCAGAGGAGAGUAUAUUAAAAAGACCUGUGAGGAGACAAAAGCUCGCAUUAAGGUUCUUGAUGGUCCUCCUGGGACCACUGAAAGAGCUGUUCUUGCCCCAUAUAAGGAAACAUUUCAAUGAAAGUGCGCUUUGUACUAGAAGAACCAAGAUCCAGACUGCAGUCAUCAGCAUUGAGCAUUACAAGUGCUGAAAAGUUUUUCUGACAAUCCAUGAGAAUUGGCUUCAUCCAAUAUGAGUUUCAAGAAGCAUUGCACCAUGUCUGGUAACUUCAAAACUUGGUUGGUGUCUUGCCAGAAGGUGUUCACUGUAUGAAAGAGGAAGUUAACAAACGUAACUAACAAUUUGCAGGACAUAACUUCCAGAUUAAGAACAUUCAAAAUCAUUUAUACAUAUGAAAAAUCAUAAAGUUGAAGUUUAUAUGCUGGGGUAUAAUCGAACAUGAAGCUUGUAAAAGGAGUUGAGUAGAAUUCAUCUUUUUAAUUUAUGAGAAGUUGCGCAAAAUCUAGCAGCAGUGUUUUUUCAAUUGACUAUACCAGAAGGAUAAGAACUUGCUUCUAUAUUUCUGUGGGUAUAUAUAGCUAAAUAGUCUUGAAAUAAAUGAAACGUUGGAUCUGUAUUUUUUUUUUUUGAAUUGGUAACUAUUGUAUAUAUUAAAACAUCAGUACAUAGGUUGCACUGAAAACCAAAUUUACAUGAAGAGGAUUAGUAGAUGUUCUAAUUCGAGACCUAGCAAGAUCCUAGUAUGUCUAUGAUUGUCAAUGUAUCUUCUAUGUAAAUCUGUUUGCACCAAAAACAAAAAAGAAGAAUACAGAGUUUGAUCUUCUGCACUGGAUUGCUUCUAUCUUCAAAACAUCUCGCGUUCCUUUCCCUCCAAACUGUCCACCAGAUACAAGCCGGGACAGUCCUCCAUCUAUCUCUACUAGUUGCUUCAGCUUCAGCUUCUUCCCAGCUAUAAAGGACAUCUUUAAGCUUGUAUGGCAUUGAUCAUAAAAUACCCCUAAGACUAAUAAAGAUUUUCCAUAGUUGGUCUGUAAUCUUGCAAUGUAGAAACAAAUGUGUGACAGUUUCAGCAUUUUCCCCGCACAGAAAACAUCUUGAGCACAGAGAAAUUCCCCUUUUUAUGAGAUUAUCCAGGGUUAAUACCGCCUCAUUUGCUAGUAGCCAAGUGAAGCAAGCUACCUUGUAUGAAAUCUUUGUUUUCCAUAUAUGUUUCCAAGGUCAUGGGUCCUCCUGUUGAUUAUUAUGAUUUAAAAUCUUAUAUGCAUCCUUCACCCGGUAAACCCCUCUGUUGUGCCUCUUCCACCAAAGUGAAUCAAAACCUUCCUGUAAUCCUUUAAAUGCUUCCAGCUCUUUGUAAAGGUCAACUAAUCUUGUUAUCUCCCAGUCAUUCAACUGUCUUCUUAGAGCGAUUUCCCAUCCUUGAUGACUCCUCAUAUCAGCUACUGUUUUAUGCUGGUUUUGUGCUAAACCAAACAUAUCGGGAUAUCUUUCCUUUAAGCUUCCGUUUCCUAACCAGUUAUCAUUCCAGAAUGAUGUGUUUCUUCCGUUGUUCACUCUUAUGGAGGAGUGAUUCUUCAUUAUAGGCCA
This is a messenger RNA of Nicotiana tabacum (common tobacco), 2179 nucleotides long. The record is from RefSeq and is a predicted model, not a curated record. NCBI's taxonomy places the organism in Eukaryota, Viridiplantae, Streptophyta, Magnoliopsida, Solanales, Solanaceae.